ACAUGCUGCGAGGGUUUGAAGUUGGCAGCUUCAUGUCACACGCGCGCGCACAGACACAGUGAAUGGCACACGGGCGCACGAGUGACACCGAGGCGACCAGCGCGAGGGGGACACUUCCAGAGCGGAUCCACGGCACCGGGGCGAAGUCCACGCGGGGGGGAGAACAAGAAGAAGGAGAAGGAGGAAGAGGAGGAGGAGGAGGAGAAAAAGAAGAAAAAGGAGGAGGAGGAGGAGAAGCGCGCGUGGAAAGGAUGAAGAAGAAAGCCGUGGGAGGCUUCAGCACCCCGCCACCGAGACCCCGGCGCUAGGGGACGAGUCCCGGGGAGAGUCCGGGCCCAGUUGAGUCAAAGUUCCGCGGCCCGUGUACAAUGGUUAUAAAUGGGUCUCACCUGAACAGCUCCACGACAGACGCCGGCGACGCCGUCCUGAACCGCCCCCCGUGGGUGACCACCACUUUGGGGUGCUUUCUCAUCUUCACCAUCGUGGUCGACAUCCUGGGCAACCUCCUGGUCAUCUUCUCCGUGUACCGCAACAAGAAGCUCCGGAACGCAGGGAACAUCUUCGUGGUGAGCCUGGCAGUGGCCGAUCUGGUGGUGGCCAUCUACCCGUACCCUCUGGUCCUCACCUCCAUCUUUCACAAUGGCUGGAACCUGGGUUACGUCCACUGCCAGAUCAGCGGAUUCCUCAUGGGCGUCAGCGUCAUCGGCUCCAUCUUCAACAUCACCGGCAUUGCCAUCAACCGAUACUGUUACAUCUGCCACAGCCUCAAGUACGAUAAACUGUACAGUGACAAAAACUCUGUCUGCUAUGUGAUGCUGAUAUGGGCGCUGACGGUGGUGGCCAUCGUGCCCAACCUGUUUGUGGGUUCCCUCCAGUACGACCCGCGGGUUUACUCCUGCACCUUCGAGCAGUCCGCCAGCUCGGCGUACACCAUCGCGGUGGUUUUCUUUCACUUCAUUUUACCCAUCAUGAUUGUCACAUACUGCUACCUGCGCAUUUGGAUACUGGUCAUACAGGUGCGAAGGCGGGUCAAGCCAGACAACCGGCCCAAGCUGACGCCGCACGACGUGAGAAACUUUGUCACCAUGUUCGUGGUGUUUGUGCUUUUCGCCGUCUGCUGGGCUCCGCUCAACUUCAUCGGCCUGGCCGUGGCGAUCAAACCGGAGGUGGUGGUUCCCCUCAUCCCCGAGUGGUUAUUCGUGGCCAGCUACUUCAUGGCCUACUUCAACAGCUGCCUUAACGCCAUCGUGUACGGCGUGCUGAACCAGAACUUCCGGCGCGAGUACAAACGCAUUGUAGUGUCGGUGUGCACGGCGCGCAUCUUCUUCCAGGAGAGCUCCAACGACGCUGCCGGGGAGAGGCUCAAGAGCAAGCCGUCGCCGCUCAUGACCAACAACAACCAGGUGAAGGUGGACUCUGUGUGAUCCAGAACGCCGAGAACGACGAAGCGAACGUGAGAAGAUAUGCGUGAGGACUGAGCGUUAAAAAAAAAAAAAUUUAAAAAAAAGAGAAAAAGGUGAGGAAAAAAUACCAAAUAUGAAUAAAAAGCAGCUUCUAUCCUCCGAGCGUAGUCAUAUGGUGCUAUAUGACCUCUGAACAAUCAGUAAACACAUGGGUGCAUAUUAUCUUUGUCUUUUAUCAAGCACUCCUGUGUGACUCUGCAGUACCUGUAGUACAGUAAAUAUAUGAUGUCCGUUUUGUUUUCAUGUUUACAGUGAUGAUAUAAAUGUAUCAUGCAUUAUUAUGAGUAUUUAUUUUGUAUGAAAUGUCAUGUAGAUAUAUGGUAAGAUAUAUCGGCAUCCAAUUAAAUGAAAACAACAUUUUAUCAGGCUAAGAAAAAAAAGAAAAAAGUAUCUACAAAGGUCGGUUGAAUAUAUCACCAGAAGUUUAUAAAUUUAAUCAAUUUUGACCUCAUUUGUGACACUGUAACACUAAUUGAGUGCAAGCAAUGUGGGUUGAUGCUGUCUUAUUAUACCCCGCAGUACAUUAAGUGGAAUAUAUAUUUGAGUCUCUCUCUAUCUCUCUCUCUCUCUCGCUCUCUCUGCCACCUUGUGAGCUCAUUAUACUGUAUGCAUGGAUAUGCAGGAAUCGUUCUAAUGAAAAAUAAAUCUGAUAUUGAUGGACGA
Molecule: messenger RNA, 2126 nt
Organism: Cyclopterus lumpus (lumpfish)
Lineage: Eukaryota; Metazoa; Chordata; Actinopteri; Perciformes; Cyclopteridae
Gene: mtnr1aa
Product: melatonin receptor 1A a
Exons: 2
Coding region: 369-1424 (351 amino acids)
Biological process (GO): G protein-coupled receptor signaling pathway
Cellular component (GO): membrane
Molecular function (GO): melatonin receptor activity
Source: RefSeq, a predicted model, not a curated record